Messenger RNA from Charadrius vociferus (killdeer), 1961 nucleotides. RefSeq names its product protein tyrosine phosphatase, receptor type, N polypeptide 2 (gene PTPRN2). Bases 1 to 1236 code for a protein of 411 amino acids. NCBI's taxonomy places the organism in Eukaryota, Metazoa, Chordata, Aves, Charadriiformes, Charadriidae. The transcript is spliced from 11 exons. Gene Ontology annotation, molecular function: protein tyrosine phosphatase activity. The record is from RefSeq and is a predicted model, not a curated record. Gene Ontology annotation, biological process: protein dephosphorylation. Gene Ontology annotation, cellular component: secretory granule.
AUGGCUUACCCUUCUCAUGUGUUCACCUCACCACCAGGUUCUAGGGUCAUCAGCAAACGUGGUGAGGGUGCUUUCAACCCCAUCAUCCAGAUCAUUUACGAAGAUGUUGCACAGCUUGGGACCCAGUUUCAGUCCUCGGAGGACCGCACUUGUGACAGGCUGAUACUUUCCAAGAAGGCAAUUAACUGGGAGCUAUGCCGUCAGCGCAUGGCAGUGAAAACGUCUGAUCGCCCGGAGCCCCUGCAUGCUUCUCGAAUAAAUAGUGUUUCUUCACAAUUUAGCGAUGGGCCCAUUCCCAGCCCCUCGGCCCGGAGUAGCACGUCGUCCUGGUGCGAGGAGCCAGUCCAGUCCAACAUGGACAUCUCCACCGGUCACAUGAUCUUGUCCUACAUGGAAGAUCAUCUGAAAAACAAGAAUCGUCUGGAGAAAGAGUGGGAAGCUCUGUGUGCUUAUCAGGCUGAGCCCAAUGCCACCACCGUUGCACAGCAGGAGGAAAAUACCCAGAAGAAUCGCUCACAGGCUGUAAUACCGUAUGAUCAUUCCAGGAUAUGUCUGAAGGGUGAAAACAGCCAUGACAGUUCAGACUACAUUAAUGCUAGCCCAAUUAUGGACCAUGACCCCCGAAACCCAGCUUAUAUUGCCACCCAGGGACCUCUCCCUGCUACUGUCGCUGACUUCUGGCAGAUGGUCUGGGAGAACGGCUGUGUCGUUAUUGUCAUGCUGACACCCCUCACAGAAAACGGAGUCAAACAGUGCUACCACUAUUGGCCAGACGAAGGGUCAAACCUCUACCACAUCUAUGAGGUAAACCUUGUCUCUGAGCACAUCUGGUGUGAGGAUUUUCUCGUGAGGAGCUUCUACCUGAAGAACCUGCAGACGAAUGAGACCCGCACAGUGACACAGUUCCACUUCCUCAGCUGGAACGAUCAGAGGGUUCCUGCUUCCACAAGAUCACUUCUGGAUUUCCGCAGAAAAGUAAACAAGUGCUACAGGGGUCGCUCUUGUCCAGUAGUUGUUCAUUGCAGUGAUGGUGCAGGAAGAAGUGGAACCUACAUUCUAAUUGACAUGGUUCUCAAUAAAAUGGCCAAAGGUGCUAAAGAGAUUGAUAUUGCUGCUACCCUGGAGCACUUGAGGGACCAGAGACCAGGCAUGGUCCAGACAAAGGAGCAGUUUGAGUUUGCUUUGACAGCAGUUGCAGAGGAAGUGAAUGCAAUACUCAAGGCACUUCCCCAGUGAGCGGCUCAGCCUCCCGAAGGUUCCCGCAGGAUCCAUCCCUCGUUUUCCUCAUCCUCAGUCCCUGUGAAUGUUCUUGGAAACCGUGACCUGACCUUAACUGUGUAUCUUCUGUUGUAACCACAUAGUGAUAGGGUCCUUACAAACUCCUUUAGCUGGUAAAAGUUCAACAGUUAAAAUGUGUAUUCUGUUUUUUGGGGUUUUAAACAAAUUUUUAAAAGUACAUUGAAGCCUCGGAUUAAGUGACAGAACAAUCCAUCUAGUUCCUUUCACAUCCUCGAAGCCCUGAAUGUCACACUUUGAAAGCACACAUUCAUGUUCUUAAUAGCAAAUAUACAGUAUCGUGGGUAAUUAGUGCAGUCAAUAUAGUCUCAGAAAACAGUGUUCUGUUAUAUUUUGUAACUUUUCAAAGGCUGAAUAAGAGGGGGGGCCUGAAAAGGAUGGUGAUUGUUCCUAUACAAUGCCAAGCUAGAGCAUGAAACAGUGCUGAGGGUGUGAGUAAACACAGGUCCAGGCUCUGCCAAAGAGAGCUUGCACCUUCUCAUGCUGGGCUUUGGCAAGCAAAUGUUUUCUUAACUGUUGUUUACUUUUCAGCUUUGUGCCAUGAAUGGAAGAAAAUCUGAACUAUGAGUAAAUAGGCCUGCACAGUUGUUGCAACCGGGGAGAACAAGUUGGUCACAUUAAUAGGAAGCUGGGGGAUAACAAGCACAGCAACUCUGACCAUGUAC